This is a messenger RNA of Penaeus vannamei (Pacific white shrimp), 1361 nucleotides long. NCBI's taxonomy places the organism in Eukaryota, Metazoa, Arthropoda, Malacostraca, Decapoda, Penaeidae. The record is from RefSeq and is a predicted model, not a curated record.
AACAAGGCACAAGGAAACAGUCAAUGAUUGAACAUUAGCUAAAAUAGAAGCUAUGAAAUUUUAUUUUAAAAUGUUUCGCCAUAGUCUCCGUGUGUGCAGGGUGUCGUAUCAGACCAUAUGAAAGUCAAAAUUAUUUUGCAGACGAGGCUAGCUUGAAACUAUUACGUGAACACAGAGUGCUGCCCUCUAAAGUGUCUUGCACUUUAUGAGCAACAAGCCUUCGCUCCUGCUCACGCAAACCUCUCCGACGCUCACGCAAGCCACUUGAUAUCGACGACCCGCAACCCGGCUCUCCGCUGCACAGGCGAGCGAGUUUGUGCAUUUAGCUCUUAAUCGCAGCAAGAGAGGCUCGAGUAACACAGAGUGACCUGAUCGAUGCGCGAAGUGACCGGACCUUAGUUCUUCGCUUCAGGGACACGAAACGCUGAAGAAUGUUAGAUGAACAAUACCUUACUCUGAAGAGUUGCUGUUGUUACAGUCUGAGGGAAGGAUGCAUAGCCAUAAGCAUAUCCCGGCUGAUAAUCAGUCUGCUGAACCUCCCGAAGCCCUGCAUCUCUCUCUCCAGACUCGUCGACGAUUCCCUCGCCCAAGGAGACAGCAUUUAUAACGAUGAAUUCUUCAUAAGCAUCACUUUAAUCCUAAUUGCUGCGGCGAAUGUCGUCGGCAGCGCCAUCUUGAUCGCCGGCGUCCUGAAGCGGCACCGGAGCAUGAUGAAGAUGUGGGUGUACUUCGUCGUCGUGUUCGUGGUCGCGCACGUUUACAACAUGUUCAAGGAUCAGGGUCCCCGCAACGGCGUCCAGUUCCUUCUGUCUGCGAUGGACAUUGUGUUCGUCUCCUACUGCGCGUCCGUGAUUCGCUGCUAUUAUCUGUCGGCGGAAGUGAGUGUAGGCCUACAAGCCCAGCCUUCCCGCUGCUCGGACAACCUUGGCGCCGACGAAGAGAUGUUGCAAAAUGCUGCAGAACGGGAAAUUGCAAUAUCAGACCCGAGAUUGUGGGUUGCAGCUCUUAAUGCGGAAACAUGAUCUGUACUGAUAUUACCAUUAAUAUCAUUGGCAUUUUCUGUAUCAUUAUCGUUGCUAUGAUCACCGCAAACAUUUUUCAUUCAGUGUUAUAAUGUCCAUUUAAUUUCCUUUCAUAUAUUUAUACAUUUUCCUAUUGUUUACCCUCCUUUUCCAUCCUGUUUUUUCCUUGCACUAUAAUAUGGGAGAGUACAAAUGUCACCAAUCUCUUUGAUUACUUUUUUCCUUGUCGUGAAUAUUUGAUUUGUUGGAUUAUAUAGCUAUCAAAUUAGGUUUAGCUUCUGCAAUUCUAGUCGUAGAUAUAUUUUUGUACAAAUAUUUGAAUAAAGUUGAAUAAGACGA